CCUUUCGCGCAUGCGCCGCCGCCGGCUGGGCUGUUGCUCCCUGACGGGUGACUGCGGCGGGUCCUCGCCAUGGAGUCCUACGACGUUAUAGCGAACCAGCCCGUCGUGAUAGACAACGGUUCAGGCGUGAUUAAAGCAGGUUUCGCUGGUGAUCAGAUACCGAAAUACUGCUUUCCAAACUAUGUGGGCAGACCAAAGCACGUUCGUGUUAUGGCUGGUGCUUUAGAAGGGGAUAUUUUCAUUGGUCCAAAGGCAGAGGAGCACAGAGGUCUCCUCUCGAUCCGAUACCCAAUGGAACAUGGCAUAGUGAAGGACUGGAACGAUAUGGAGCGCAUUUGGCAGUACGUGUAUUCAAAAGAUCAGCUUCAGACAUUCUCAGAGGAGCAUCCUGUGCUGUUGACAGAAGCACCCCUAAACCCACGCAAGAACAGAGAACGUGCUGCUGAAGUGUUUUUUGAGACCUUCAAUGUUCCAGCACUAUUCAUCUCCAUGCAAGCUGUGCUCAGUCUGUAUGCUACUGGGAGGACCACAGGAGUGGUGCUGGACUCUGGGGAUGGCGUUACCCACGCGGUCCCCAUCUACGAAGGCUUUGCCAUGCCUCACUCCAUCAUGCGGAUUGACAUUGCAGGCCGCGAUGUCUCACGCUUCCUGCGUCUCUAUCUCCGGAAGGAAGGCUACGACUUCCACACAACCUCAGAGUUUGAGAUUGUCAAGACCAUCAAGGAGCGUGCCUGCUAUCUGUCCAUAAACCCCCAGAAGGAUGAGACUCUGGAGACUGAGAAGGCUCAGUACUAUCUGCCAGAUGGAAGCACUAUUGAGAUCGGCUCUGCCCGCUUUCGUGCCCCGGAGCUCUUGUUCCGGCCAGACCUGAUAGGGGAAGAAUGUGAAGGCCUCCACGAGGUGCUCGUUUUUGCCAUUCAAAAAUCAGACAUGGAUCUGAGGCGAACGCUUUUCUCCAACAUUGUGCUGUCUGGUGGCUCCACACUUUUCAAAGGUUUUGGUGAUAGGCUCUUGAGUGAAGUGAAGAAACUAGCUCCAAAGGAUGUCAAAAUAAGGAUAUCAGCUCCUCAGGAGAGAUUGUAUUCUACGUGGAUUGGUGGCUCUAUUCUGGCCUCGCUGGAUACUUUUAAGAAAAUGUGGGUUUCAAAAAAGGAAUAUGAAGAAGAUGGAGCUCGUGCCAUCCACCGAAAAACCUUCUAGCCCUGGGACCUAUCCUCAGUCUCCUCUGAAGACUCACUUCAGUUCUAAACUCGCUUUUCUGAGUCCGAGUGUCUGAGAGCUGCCUGUAUGUGUGUGUGUGCGCCAGCAUGCCCCGAUGUCACUGAGCAAAGACAACAGCAGCAGGAGGGUUGUAUUAGUACUAACUACUUAUUUUUUUUUAUUUUUGUUGGUUUUUUUUUAAUGGAAAGGAUAAAAUACCAGUCUGCUUUUCUUCAGAAUGGCCCCUUCCUUUUUCAUUUCAGUUCCUUAGUUUCUGUGUUACGAUCACAUUUGCCACUGUAAAACAAGUAAGGAAAAACAAAGGGAACAGCUUAGAAUCUGCCUAGCAAGUCAGAAAGGAGCUAACCACUGCAACCUGCUCACAUAGGCUUUAGUCAGCCUGACUGCAAUGCCUGGAUUGUCUGGAAAUACAAAGCUGAAGCCCCAUAACUACUUUCUUCCUCAGCAGUGUCUCCACCAUCAGUAGACUUUUGAAGUUGUUUUUAAUGUCUUUUUUUUUUCUUAAAUUAAGAGAAAGCACAUUCUUAACAGUUAAGCCCAGUUGCCCCCACUAUUUUUUGGUGUGUGUGUGUGAGUGUGUAACUUCUCAGACUGAUGUGUGGGUCUGUGCCACGGCUGGAGAAGAUAGUGAUAGGACUUAGUUUGUAUUGCAUGGAGUAGAACAAAGCAAUCUCUAAUCAGCUUUCAUUAUGCUAGACGGUUAUUCUCUUGUUCCUUCUUUUAAAUACUUUUUCUCCUCUGGAAGCAAGCGCCCCAGAGUGGUAGUGAAGGCACUUGAGUGUCCUCCCUCAACUGCCAAGAUUUACAGCUUUCAUGUUCUUUCUCUGCAGGAGUUGGGGCUGCUUCCCUCCUCCUCUGCCAUGUCAGGGCAACGGAAUCAUGUAUUUUCAGCCAGGCAUAACUCUUGUGUACUUCAUCCAUUUGGGGGGCAAAAUAAUAGUUGGAAAGGUGCAUUGUAAUGUAAGAAUUGUUUUAUUUAUUGAAAUCUCUGAGGAUAUCUCAAAUACUGACCAUAGCACCUGGGACUUGUUCUUUGGGUCUUCUUUGAAUACCUGUUAUCCAGCUGUCCACUGUUUUAUGUUAACACUGUUUACAGCACACAUGCUUAGCAUAAUAACUAGUCAGCCCUGCUACAGCACUCAAUAACCGUUUUUUAGGAAGUUUUGCUGUUCUCUAUGAAUACACUACAUGAGAGGACAAUAAAUUGUAUUAGUACGUGUA
This is a messenger RNA of Meleagris gallopavo (turkey), 2442 nucleotides long. RefSeq names its product actin related protein 1A (gene ACTR1A). Lineage: Eukaryota; Metazoa; Chordata; Aves; Galliformes; Phasianidae. The record is from RefSeq and is a predicted model, not a curated record.